Megalops cyprinoides (Indo-Pacific tarpon) is the source of this 2265-nucleotide messenger RNA. RefSeq names its product ankyrin repeat domain 46b (gene ankrd46b). The transcript is spliced from 4 exons. The record is from RefSeq and is a predicted model, not a curated record. The coding region runs from base 153 to 839 and encodes 228 amino acids. Gene Ontology annotation, molecular function: protein binding. Lineage: Eukaryota; Metazoa; Chordata; Actinopteri; Elopiformes; Megalopidae.
GGGUGGCAGCAGCUAGCCUACAUUGCUCUUCUGCGUUCUCCCACAACGUAAACAGCAAAGGUGCUCGAAAGAAAGGAGGCGCAUUUUUGUAUUUUCGGCUGCUUGGGAACACAUAAACAGGUACGCUGGACUUUUCCGAGACCCACUCUGACAUGUCUUAUGUCUUCAUCAACGACUCGUCGCAGACCAGCGUGCCCCUACUGCAGGCGUGCAUCGACGGUGACCUGAGCUACUCCAAGCGGCUGCUGGAGACGGGCUGCGACCCCAACAUCCGCGACAGCCGGGGGCGCACCGGCCUGCACCUGGCCGCCGCCCGCGGCAACGUGGAGAUCUGCCGCUUCCUGCACAAGUUCGGCGCCGACCUGCUGGCCACCGACUACCAGGGCAACACCGCGCUGCACCUGUGCGGCCAUGUGGACACCAUCCAGUUCCUGGUGUCCAACGGCCUCAAGAUCGACAUCUGUAACCACAAUGGGUCGACCCCUCUGGUGCUCGCAAAAAGAAGGGGGGUGAACAAGGACGCCAUCCGCCUGCUGGAGGGGCUGGAGGAGCAGGAGGUGAAGGGUUUCAACCGAGGGACUCACUCCAAGCUGGAGACCAUGCAGAUGGCUGAGAGCGAGAGUGCAAUGGAGAGCCACUCACUCCUCAACCCCAACCUGCAGAACAGUGAGGGGGUGCUGUCCAGCUUCCGCACCACCUGGCAGGAAUUUGUGGAGGACCUGGGCUUCUGGAGGGUGCUCCUCCUGCUGGUGGUCAUCGCCCUCCUGUCCCUGGGCAUCGCCUACUACGUCAGUGGGGUGCUGCCCUUUGCUGCCAACCAGCUGGAGCUGGUUCACUGAGGCUGGGGGGUGGGGGCAGGGGCGCGGCAGGGGAGAGACAACUUGAGAGGCUGGAAGGGGGGCUGAGUAGUGUGGCUGUCUGUGGUUUGGAUUUCUUUUCCCUUUUUUUUUUUUAGUUUAAAAAGUCAUGAUCAAUCUCAAGGCCAAGUCUUCAAAUCCCUCACCUCCCUGGCCCCUAUCCUCUAGUCCAGUAAAUCUGUCAUCCUUAGGGCUGAAGUGCAGUGACGUUUCCCAUGGUAACCGGGAAUGAUGCGGACGGCGAUGGCCAGCCGGUGCCUGGAAAACAGUGCUGCCUUUCAUUAAGUGAUUGCUACAUGUGGAAGCAGGGUCAAGUUCUCCUGUUCUUUAAGCUUCCAGUACCAGCAUCUGGUGCAUGUUCCCUUGCUGUCAUCACUUACGCUUUAAACUAACCAUUGUAUGGUUGGUCUUUGUCAUUCAUCGUGGACUAUAUGUUUCUGUUAUCCUCCUCUCAUGUAGACCUUCCUUCUGUUAUCACAAGACACUUUGAAGGAUGUAUUUAUUUAAAGUAAUUAAAUUAGUCCUCUGUUAGAAUUUGUCGUGAUGGUGAUCCAUCGGGAACAACCAAGAAAAUGUGUCUCUUUCUUAAGGCUGUUUCUCUUGGGUUUCUUCCAGGCUUCUCUUUCUCAUGCAUCCUUAACAGAGGUCAUCAGAGUGACAGUUAAAAGUUCAAAACUGCUAGUGCUGAGAGUGUUGCUGCUGUGUUCAGAAUGGGAUUCCUUGUUUAAUUCUCGAUUAAAGUCUGUGGCCGAACAGCUGUCUGGUCAGUGAAGUGUUGCUCGGUAUUUCAGUUUCUUUGGUUUGUGUUGUUGAUGUUACCUUGGCUACAUGCAGUAGACUAAUGUUAAAUUGUGUUGAAUUUGUUACAGCCUUAUUGGUACCAUGACAUGAAUGUUAGUCGCGGACUACUUCUUUAUUGUGCUGUUCCCCACAAUAUCUUGUCCAAUGAUGGAAAACCAUGGUGUCUACCUGAGCAUUAAUUCCAUAUCUAAUUGUACUGAAUGUUCUUUAGAUGGAUGCAGCUAAAAUUUAAUAUCCCAGUGCUUGGCUGGUACAAUGACAUCAAUAAAAUCAUGUAAAGGUUGGGGAGUGCCACUCUCUAUAGAUAUUGCUUUUCCUAAUAUGUUCCAUUUUGUGCUCAAAUAUGCCAAGUCACUUAAAAUACAGUACAACUCUUUACACCAUGCAACGGUGUGCUUAUUUACAACCUGACAAGUAUUGGCCAAAAUAGCUGAUGAAGAUUUGAAGCAUUCCAGUAACUUUAUUGGUUUUCCAUACUUACUUUCCCAUGCUUCAGAUUAACAUAUAAACUGGAGGCCUGUAAAUCAUGUAGGAUUGUGUUAUGUUUUUCACAUGGUUAUGUUGUAAUUUUGUAGCAAACCAUUAACAGUGUUAUAUGUUGUAGAAU